Molecule: messenger RNA, 3125 nt
Organism: Thrips palmi
Lineage: Eukaryota; Metazoa; Arthropoda; Insecta; Thysanoptera; Thripidae
Product: scavenger receptor class B member 1-like
Exons: 11
Coding region: 341-2182 (613 amino acids)
Cellular component (GO): membrane; cytoplasm
Molecular function (GO): scavenger receptor activity
Source: RefSeq, a predicted model, not a curated record
AAGAGUGUCCGCGCGCAGUGACUCCGCGACUUCGCGCCGAACCCCACCUGAACUGCCCCCCGCGGACCCCGUGGACCCCGUGGACCCCGUGCCGGCCGGCCGUGCUAGUCGUGCUAGUCGUGCCCACACGGCCAAGUGCCGCGGCUGUCAUCGAUUCCUGUGAAGUGCAAAAGUGGUGAACGUGUUUGUGACGUGAUUCCGAGCGCCCGGCUUGCUGCAGCUCGCUGUCGGCCAGUCGGCCUGUCGGCGUCCUCGCUGCCCCAGAUAAACCGCCAUUGCGGCGAAGCAGCCUCAACCUGCCGACGGCUAUGCGACGGCAGUGAUCCUGCACCCCUCCAAGAUGGUCCUGCAGAACAUCGGCGGCGGCAGCGCCGAGAGCGUGACCGUGGGGUGCUUGGACUGGGACCGGUUCGACCGACAAUGGCAGGACUGCGUCCAGGACUACCGCUACCACCCCCACCGGGACGCGCGGCACGCGGGCCGCAGCCGAAACACCCCGCAGCGCUCCGAGAACCUCCGCCGGAACCUGCCACCGUUCAGAGUCUUGCGGCUCCUGGGCACCAUAGGGGUCGCCCUGUUGGCGCUGGCCUACGCCGUCUACCUCGUAAACCCCAUAGAGAUCGCCAUCAACGUGCGCAUGAGCUUCCUCAACGGGUCCUUCCUCUUCGGGCUGUGGCGGAAGCCGCCCGUGUCCAUCUACGUGCAGGUGUACCUGUUCAACGUCACCAACCCCAGGGAGUUCCUCCGCGGCCAGGAGAAGCUCCGCGUCGAGGAGGUCGGCCCCUUCGUCUACAGGGAGGAGCUGGAGAACACGGGCGUCAAGUUCAACGAGAACGACACCGUGACGUACACCCCUAAGAGGAACGUGUUCCCGGUGCCGGAACUGUCCGUUGGCGAUCCACGGACCACCGUGGUCAUCGCCCCGAACCUCGCGCUGCUGGGGCUGGCGUCCUCGCUGCACAACUCGUCCAUCUUCACCAACAUCGCGUUCGCGACGCUGACGUCCUACCUCGACACCCAGCCCUUCUUGCACCUCACGGUGCACGACUUCCUGUGGGGCUUCGACGACCCGCUGGUGCACCUCGCCUCCAAGCUGUUCCCCAAGUGGAUCCACUUCCCGCGGCUCGGCGUCAUGGACAGGAUGUUCGACGACGGCGAGAACGUCGUCACGAUGAACGUCUACGGCGACGACGACGGCAAGGUGCCCUCUGCGGACCUGGCGCCCGCGGGCACCAACGACACGUUCUCCAGGAGGGCCUUCGCCAUCGACUCCUGGAACGGCAGCCCCGGCCUGGCGCACUGGGGCUACGGCAAAGGCGACGAUCACGACAGCGCCACUGUCGGCACGCGCUGCAACACGAUCCGCGGCGCCACGGAGGGCAUCCUGUUCCCGCGCAACAUCCGCAAGGACAUGCGCUUCUCCGUGUACCGGAAGGCGUUCUGCCGCACGCUGCCGCUGCAGUUCGUCCGCGAGGGCCCCACGCCGGACCACGUCCCCGCCUACUGGUACACGCUGGGCGACGACAUCUUCGAGACCGCCGACGUGAACCCCGACAACAGCUGCUACUGCCGGCCGGAGGUGGCGCCGUGCCUUCCGCGCGGCCUCAGCGACCUCACGCCCUGCUACUACGACAUCCCCGCCGCCGUGUCGCUGCCGCACUUCUACAAGGCGGACGAGAGGCUGCUGGAGAAGAUCGACGGGCUACACCCCAACGAGUCCCUGCACGCCACCACCCUCGCCAUCCAGCCGAGAGUGGGGGUGCCGCUGGUGGCGCACAUCCGAGUGCAGACCAACCUCGUGGUCCACAAGACCAAGGGCAACCCGCGCGUGGCUCCCUUCAACAACCUCACGGUGCCCAUCUUCUGGGUGGACUUGACGGUGCGCGGCCUGCCCGACUCCCUCAGCUCGCUGCUCGACUUGAUGCUCAGAGUGGCGCCCAUCAUCCAGACGACGGUCAUCGCGGUCCUGGUGGCGUCCGGCGCGCUCCUGCUCGUGUCCGCGGCCGUGGGCGUCUGCUGCACGGCGGGCAUGCUGCACGCCACCCGGCGGCCGCCGGUCCAGGACGCCUACAAGUACAGCCAGGUCAAGAUCAUCAAGGCCGUGAAGCCCGCCGCCGCGCCCGAGUCCCUGGUGCUGUCGCUGGGCAGGGAUCCAGAGUUCUUCGGCAAGGGCAGGGCGUAGGCAGCGGCCCGACCAGCCUGCCGGGCAGACUCUGCCCAACGAAACAGGGUCACCGAGUUACCUGCCUCAUUCGUGUGAUAGUUGUGUAGCUAGCGUAAGGACUUGCGGCUCGCUGCUCAACCUCUACCCAGCCGGGUCUGAUCUCUAGAGCCCCCGCGCAACCCUGCGCAAAGAUGGCGGCCGAAGCUGCUGCUGUGGCCCUGGGCUCGCUGGGCGCGGGCGCCGUGCUGUUCGUGGGCACGGGGAUGCUGUGCACGGCGGCAAUGCUGUCCACCACCAAAGGCGCGCGCCUCCGCGACCACGGCGCCGAAGCCUCCCGUCGCACCGGCCCAGCUGCCGCCGCGUUCAAGGCCAAGCCCGCCUUCGGCUUGCCCCGGGCGGACGGCUACAAGGGGAGGAGUUAGUACUUCCCCGUAGCCGAGCACCGCGCCAACGAACGCGGCAUCGCCCGGGCGGGCGCUUUUGUCGCGCCGUGACACUAUGUGUAGUUGGUAAUUUAUUUUUAUGUUAAGUGUACAUAGAAAAUGUGCAUUUUGUUUCUGGUGAAAACAAAAAUGCGUUAUGCUCAUUCAUAGCUCAUGCGGCAAAUCGUGCGAAAGGCAGCCUAGUGGAGUUAUUGCUCACUCAAUUGAUCGAACGGCUCAUCUCCCCGUCCAGUUCGUUUUUUCACCAUUUCAUAAUCUCUACCUCAAGUAUACGAACUCACGUUGACUCAUUUUGACGCGUAAAUUAAUUAUAUUGUCAUAUUGUACCCGUCCUGAAAAAGGUGAAAUCCUCAAUUGUACAUAGUUCAUGUUUUUGACGCCAAUCAUUAGGGGACCAUGAAAUUGUGAUUUUAAUUGUGCAUAUCAUUGAAGAGUAUUGUGAUAAAUGCUGUUAAGUUAUAUCGUUAAUGUUAAUUUAUACCCUCUGACGCUACGAUGGAUUAAAUUAUGAACCAAGA